GUUCGGUCGGUCCCCAAGGGCGGGGUAGACAGCGCUGCGGCGCUGCUGGCGCCCGCCCUGCCAUUAUUUGGCCACCCAUAUUUUGCGAGCAGAUGUUGCGAGCGCCGAGCACGCGCUCGCAAACUCACCCCUUGUUCAUGAUUUUUGUUUGUUUGUUCUUUAUUUAAGCAUUUGUCGUCGUCAUAGGCUGCUCGUUGGUAGUGUGGAACUGUAGAGCUUUCUAGGUCGCUUACAGUUGCAACUCGCACGUGUCUAACGAUCUCUAUGUCAUAUAAAGGCUUCAAAAAAAAAAAGAACAUAAGUGGUGUUUGUAAGUCGUAGAAAACGCAGAUCGAAGCCGUCGGACUAGUGCGGUGCUUGCGCAACGGCGCUUUGGGCAGCUGAUUUCGGAAGCCUGUGAAGUUCGUCCUGUCGACCAGCUGCUGUUUCUUAUCUUUAUUAACCGCUUUGCAUAAAACUGUAAACGAUCGGCGAGAACGGUCCGACAAAACAAUGCUGCGCCAGUCGCCAGGGUCGGGUCUGGUUCUAUUGUUCCCGACACUUGACUGGGUUCGUCGACUGGUAAACAUUGAGCGAGCGCAUAGAUAUAUAUACGCUACAUACGAUUGCAAACACUGCGCGUUAGAGAGAAAGAAAACAAAAUCCGGUAUCAUUUUUAUUGCUUUCUCCAACGUGUGGCGCGUGGCGGCAACAGCGGGCUCAAUUUUCGUGCCGCCAACCACCCCGGAAUGUUUGUACUACUCGGUAUUUUUAUUUCCUCCCCAGCGCACGCUCCCGCGCCACCCCCGAAAUCCACCAACACCGAGGGGACGCGAUUUCUCUUACGGGUGGGUGUUGUUCAAACUACCCGAGCUGUCCCAUUGUCCCAUCAGUCCCGCCUGUGAGGAACGCCUACCAAGCAACCAGCACCGCCAUAUUGAACACGCCUUACGCCCGCUCAGCAUUUCGUAUCCUUCCGCCGUGCAACGCGACCCUGCCGGUCUACCCCAAUCCUCCGACAAAACACUCACUCGCAUUACCUAAAACACCCGGAAUUAUCCGUAAAUUUGUUUUUUAAAGAUCACGGUAAAAUAUUAGUUUGAUUCUUGUACGAUAGUGAGUUCAAUAGGGUGAGUUUGGAAUGAACUACUUGCGCGAGGCGGCCGGUUCACGCCCGAACGCUUCCGCAGAGGCAGGCGGCACGGGAGGCCGCGCCGCGCUUUGCCCCUAUGAAAAUUGCGUGUCCCAUAUGGAUGGCAACCCAUCGCGUUGGCCCAACGAGCCCGAGUCCCUUCGGGGCUCGGCGUAAGAUUCACGUGAACCCGGCUCAGGAUGAGCACAGGCGCCGACCGGAGUCAGGAAUCGGAAUACGUCGUGCCCGCCAAUAACUCACAGGAAGUGCAGCCCUCCCCCUUGGCCCUGCUUGCGGCCACGUGCAGCAAGAUCGGCUCCCCGACGGACUCUCCGGCGGACGAAAGCAGCGGCGGCGACGGUGGCAAUGGCGACGCGGGCAACGGCGCCACCUCGCCUGCCAAGGCCACCACCGCCACGGUGCUGCCCUCUGGAGAACUGGUGGCGCAGUACGUACAGGCGGCCCCACAAACCGUGGGCAUCCUCAACCAGGACGGCACCGUCACACAGGUGUCGACGACGUCUCAAGCCGUCAAGGCGGCGCAGCAGGCGGUGUUCUCCCCCGGGACGCAGCUGGUGGCCCAGAUGACCCCAAGCGGGCAGAUCACGUACAACGCCAUGCCCCAGAUCCAGAACAUCCAGAUCGACGGCCAGGAGGCCAUCUUCAUCCCCGCGUCCUUUACGGGAGGACACCAGCAGGCGAUCCAGCUGACGGGGGCGGGGCCCACCCUGCUGGCCAAUCAGGGCUUCCUGAGGCCUCAGGCUACGGGCUUCACCCAGAACGUGGCCAUCCGCCAGGGGAACAUGGUGCAGACGUUGCAGCUUCCCAUCGCAGCUGCGGCGCCCAUGCAGCAGACCAUACCCAUUCAGGUCCCGAUCUCUACGGGCAACGGGCAGACGGUGUACCAGACGAUCCACGUGCCCGUGCAGACGAUGCAGGCGAUGGCACCCCAGGGCAACGUCUUGACGGCGCAGGGGCAACAGUUGGCCACGGCGCAGGUGGUGCAGCAGUUGGCGCAGAUGCAGCCCCAGAUGGCACAGCUCACGGCACAAGGUCAGCUUCAGCAGAUCCAAGUAACAGCCACGCCCACGGCCGCCCAGCAGCAGCAGGUGGUUCAGCGGCAGCAGCAGCAGCAGGCGACCCCGGUGUCCUGGGCCGGCACCCAGAUGGUGAUGACCUCCGGGGACACGACCAUCACCACGACGAGCGGGCAGCAGCAGGGCGCCACCACGGUGCAGAGCAACAGCGGGCAGCAGCAGCAGCAGGCGGCAGCGGCUGCCGUGGCCCAAGCUCAAGCUCAGGCGCAGGCUCAGGCACAAGCGCAAGCUCAGGCCCAGGCGCAGGCUCAGGCGCAAGCUCAAGUGCAGGCGCAGACGCUGGCGGUGCAGCUGCCCUCUGGCCAGGUGGUCCAGGGCCAAGUGGGCCAGCUGCUGGCUGGGGGGGCGACAGCCUGGUGGCCCAUGGGGGCCAUCAACAUGUCCGGGCUGGCUGGGCUUAGGUCGCCCAACAUUAUACAGGUGCAGAGCUUGCCCGCCGCCAUGGCGGCGGCGACGGGGCUGCAGAUGCAAGGGGCGGCGCAGCAGCAGGGUGCGGCGCAGCAGCACCUCCUGGGGGGUGCCAUCCAGGCGCUGGGCAUCACCCCGCAGGGCAACGUGAUAACCUCUCCGCUUCAGGGGCCCCUCAGCCCCCUGCAGACGGUCCAGGCGGCCCUGGCCAACGGCCAGCUGGUCGCGCAGCAGUUCCAACAAGACCCCAACGAUCCCACCAAGUGGCAGAUGGUGGCAGCGCAACCCGUGGGGACUUCCGUGUCCAGCGCCACCCAGCAGCACCUGCAGGCUGGACAACAGGUCCACCUGGUGCAGGCCCAGGCGUCGGGUCUGAACCCCGGCCAGAGCUCGGCGACGCCCAGUGAGGGGGGCCUGGAGUCCCCCGACCUGGCGGAGGGGGGCUCGCCGGGGGGAGACAGCGGAGGGGCCACGCCGGGCAACAACGCUGGGCUCAGGAGGCUCCGCAGAGUUGCGUGCACCUGCCCAAACUGCAGGGAGGGGGAGGGGAGGAGUAGCGAGAACAAGCGUCGGCAGCACGUGUGCCACAUAGCGGGCUGCCACAAGGUAUAUGGGAAGACGUCGCACCUGCGGGCCCACCUGCGCUGGCACACCGGCGAGCGGCCCUUCGUUUGCGAGUGGCUCUUCUGUGGAAAGCGCUUCACCCGCUCCGACGAGCUCCAGCGACACAAACGCACCCACACGGGUGAGAAGCGCUUCCAGUGCGCAGAGUGUCUGAAGCGCUUCAUGCGCAGCGACCACCUGUCGAAGCACCUGAAGACCCACCUGAGCAAGAAGGGCGCGGUCCCCGGCGGGAGCGCAGACGCCGCAGCGACGCAGCAGGACGAGUUUGCCCCGGACUCGUGCGACCUCGAGAUGUCUGUGGACGUGUCCGACCACGACUUGUCCAUCAACGAGUCGGCCGUGGCGGACAACAACAACGCCGCCGCCGCCACCCACAUUCUCCCGGCGUGAUCGCGGGGGGACGCCGUCCGGCGUCUCCGAAACCGACCCGCCUUCCAGACGGCGGCAGCGUAGUGCCGGAUUUUUCCGUCGGGAAAUUCCCUGGGUGGACUGGCGCGUCCACCGGGCAACGAGGUACCAGAGCUUGAACCUUUGGUACGGUAAAUGCAAGCGCGCGCUUGAACGCGCGAAAUGCCAGCACAAAAGCGCUCCAAAGCUGCUCCAGAUCCUCCGGGGGAAUUGCCCUAGUACACUUGCUGGAGGCGGCGUAGAUAAUCCGGCAGUGCGACCCUGCCGUUUAGGAGGUCUUCGAAUCGCUUUCUCGAAGCUUACGCUACCCUCUCCUCCCCGUUCCAAUGCCAUGAAGUGGCACCGGAGAACCGUAGUCUCAAAACCGACAUCUGCUGGCGCCGUCACUGCCAUACGAACCGGCCUAUACGGCGCUGUAAUCGGACGAAACGGCAAACGUCGCCUUUCUCGAACGUCAAAGCCGUUGUAUUCCGUCGAUCUUGGGAAGAAACCUUUCCGGCGCUAAGUUCUUGAGAGCGGUGUCAAUAGAGUUAGUCGAGUAGUUCCAUCAAAAUCUUCAAAGUGAUGUCGCCAUUUAUUUAUAUUUUGUUUCUUCUUUCGUUGAUGCCAACUUUAUUGAGGAGGUGGAGGAGAGGAAAGGCGUUCGCGGUCUUGACGCAUUCUUCUUGAAACACGCCUCCAGAUGCACAACCGUAAAUCGGGAACAGCGCAGGUGGCUGGCGGAAACUUCGUCGAGAUUGGCGAGAGGUACUGCUUGCAAGCGAGUCUGUGCACGUGAAAGGAACGGAUACUUUCCUCGACAUUAACAAAUUAAUCGGUCGGAAAACUUUUAUUUUGCGUGAAAAUGAGGUUUCUCAUCUAUGGGUUGUGUGUUUGUAAGGUGGGGUGAAUGAAUCCCGGACUUUCCGAUGAACUCCCCUUGGGAAUCCAGGAUUUCCUUUCGGUGGCGUUCUUCGCCUCUCUAGUGAGCCCAGGCAUCUGGACUUCGUCUGCAUCGUGGUUUUUAGUCCCCAUCCGUCGGCGCACCUGGAAAAAAAAGAUGGCAGUGGAACGGCAAAAACGGCGACACUCGAGUGGCUUUCUAAAGUGACCUAAAGACAUUCAAGCCCGUCGGGAGAGCUAAUUCAUUUGUUUAGUAGGGUACGUUGUUGGGCUAGAUGGUUCAUCUUAGUUAAGGGGAGACGCUGCUCUUUGAGGCCAAAAGUUUACUAAGAAAACACAUCUUUAAAAAUGUGUUCUUGAACUUUGGCAAGCACUUAGCAUCUUGUCCUGAAGGAUUUUCGUUAAAUAAGUCUCUCUUCUCUUGAAGUAUUGUCUAGGAAACAAAGUAAAAUGGGUCUGUGGAUUUUUUCAAAUAUUAUUUCUGAGUGAACUAUUUACACCCUUUACUAUUUUAUGGAAGCCAUAUCUCCACUUGCACAUAUCUCAUUUUCAUAUUGUUUUCUUUCUCUCCUAGCUGUAUGCGUGACAUAUGCAAUAAGGGGUACUAAUAUAUUAAAUAGGCUGUCAGGGUUUUUGUAGGUGCCUUUUAGGCAUCCUGCAAAAAAACGAUUUUGAUACUGGAAAGUUCAAAAGUGUCAUAAGAAGUUUAUAAAUCAUCCUAGAGCUUUCAUUUAUCCUUAUUGGAUUGCACAUACCUCUUAGUUCACUGAUCUAUGUUUAUUUUCUUAUCUCAGUAUUUCAAUUUGCCUUAAUCCUUCCCAUAAUCUUUGCAAAUUAAAUUUUCAAUAUUAAGGGGAGACACUGCCCAGAAAAAAAAUUUUCUGCAAAAAAAGUUGAUUUUAAAAAAUGACAUCUUUACAUCCACCAACAUCUAGAGAGUAUUCCCAAAAAGUUUCAUUAAUUUUCACUGUAUAGUUAAUUUUUUUUAUAAAUUAUUUUCUGUCCACCAAAGCUAUAGAAAAGGUAGGGUUUGGAGCACUUUGAACACAUUUUUCUCCGUUCCACUUUUUGGUAUAAAUUCCAUUUUAGUCAAUCUAUCGUUUGAUAAUAACAAAACGGGGAAGGCUCAUUCUUCCCUUUUCCUGACUGAAAUCUAAUAAGGAGUGCGGCUAUGGAACUUUUUUGUCACUUUACGGAUGUCUUUUCUAAAAAAUGUUGACAUUUUGUCGAAGGCACAGAAGACCAAAAAGUUAACCAAUUUUGCAAAAGAGAAAAUUUAUAGAAAUUACUUUUUAGAAAAAAUGUUCCAUAGCCGCACCCUCUAGGCAUUCUGCUACAUAUCUAGCAAAUAAAAAUAUUUAAUAUCGCAAUAGUUUUCUGACGAUAGAUUAACUAAACAACUUAGGCUUGUUGCUGAUAGAAGCUACUCUUAUUUCCUUCUCGUUUAACUGACAGACCUGAAAUUUUGUCAUACACCCUCUAGCAUGACCACCAGCCUACCCUGUAAAUUUUAUUAAUUUUAAUACAAGAGUUCAAAAGUUGACCCCCUAGGGGGUGUGCCCCCUUAAUAAAACUAAUUAGGUUAUGUCAAAACAAAGUACAUAUUUGUAGUCAGAUUGUAAUGCAAAUAAGCCAUGUAAAUUCCAUUUUAAUAGAAUCACAAGUUAUAUAAAAAAUCUCUAGAAGCAGUGCUCCCCUUAAACAUAUAAAAUAGUGCAAAUUGCGCUAUUUUAUAUGUUUAAAUAAUCCAGUUGUACUUGGAGUGAAGAAUCUCCAACGAGACAAUGAUGUAUGCGCAAAUGUUUACAGAAACGUCGCCUACGAGAGCUCUACUAUAGAGGAAACAGGUUUAAGGUUCGAAAUCUACUUGUUUUUUUUAACUUGAAAACAUUAACUGUUCCAUGGAGCAAACCGGUGUCAUCAGCUUUUGAAGCCUCGUCAAACCGCACCUAAACUUCCCUGUCCCAUGGAGCGAAGCCUGUAGUCUGUACCAGCAAAUUGAUAGAUUAGAUAAAUUCCCAUUGGCUGCCGCACUUUGUAGUUUCAAGGAAUGCCACCCCACAGAGAAGCCCUCUCAAAUGGCGCUGGGGUGCCAAGGAUGGCACGCGCCCGGCCGCCACUCUCGUAUCGGAGGCGUCGCCAGAGAUGGGGGCUGCCACUUCUGCUCCUCUCGACGCCGAGGAACAUGGCUGUGCUCGAAGCAUCUAUAUCGUCGGCGGCCUCAACCUCGGCAGUAGUGAAACGUGGCCGUCCACGCCAGUACACCGCAGACAAACUAAGGGAGCGGAAGAACGACAUUCAUGCUUUCGCAUGCACAACUCGUAAGAACUGUUUAUUGGUUCUCCCACUGAAAACCACUAGUCAUGGCUGCCUCUCCUUUUUUUUCUAAACUCCCAACUCAUUUCUAAAGAAACGAGUUGGGAGGCUGAGCCGAGCUAAUCCUUGAAGUCGCUUUCCCGUCGUUUCAAUUCCGACCAAUGGGAGCAGAGUUGCACAGACGACUUGCAAGCCGUACCGUCCAAUGUUGAGCCCUGGUGUUUGGAGAAGUUGUCGUCUGCACAUAUUCUUCUUAUCUCUUUUGCUGUUGCCGCGGCUGGUUGGGCCCCGUCGCCGUCUCUUCUGAGAAAGCGAGAAUAUUUUUGUUGCACGAUUUGCAUUGGUCAGAAGACGACGACGACAAAGCUCCGCCGCCCAAGCCUUGCGGCACUGAGGAGGUUCUUGUGCCGCAUUGUUUACUUUCUACGCAACUUUAUGCUUGUCGAGAAUGAAGGAUUGCCCCAAUUGUGCUAGUACUACCUAAUAUAUAAGUGAGGAGAUUAGCCUCGAGCCCUCUUUUUGACGGUCGUGGUUUGCGAACGAUUCGGAGCGUUAAACAAGCGCUUCUCUUUGGGUGUUUUUGUUUACAUCUGUGUGCGCGUAACUCUGUGCCAGCAUUUGCAGUGUCGCGAGCAAUCCUCGUUGCAUCGGGGUUCAUUGACACCAAGAUUCUCAUCAAAUAUCGUACAGUUCACAAAGAAUAAAAAAAAAAAAAGCUUCCUCGCUAGAAAGUUUAGUUACACGAAAGACAUUGAGCCUUGAAAAGUUUUUCACUGUUGACGCGUAAGCACGUUCGACGGGCGUCUUUUGCACGAGCAGCGAGCGAUCAGCACGAAAUGUAUAUAAGCCCAGACUCUAUUAAGACUGUAUCAAUGAAGCAGUGACCUGAUGGCCGGCAGAAGUCGGUCAACAUUGUUCCAAAUGCCACCAACCUCACAAAGCUCGUUUAUGAAGAAGUUGUGCUCGCGUACGAGUGACAUUGCGCAUUGUUCCGAGCACGCUUGUGCAAAGGAAGAAAAUCACUUGCUCUGUGUGUGUGUGUGUGUCAUUUUAGCGCCAAGCAAAGCGUUUCUUUGUUUCUUCCAUCGACAUACGAGGACGUUGUCCAUUCUCAGCGAGAUCACCGGCAUAAGCGUGCAUGUCCACCCUUUUCAUCGGAUUCAAGCUGGCACUGUUUGGCAUGCUGCCAUCUAGAUCCGACUUGUUGCAGAGCACUUUUAUAUAUCUGAGCAGGGAGAAGUGUGCCUCGCUUCGGCGUUGCACAGUGUCGCGAACUCAGAAUAAAGAAAAGAAUGUUGAAACUCUCGA
Messenger RNA from Ixodes scapularis (black-legged tick), 8154 nucleotides. Its product is annotated as transcription factor Sp4-like. Lineage: Eukaryota; Metazoa; Arthropoda; Arachnida; Ixodida; Ixodidae. Gene Ontology annotation, molecular function: RNA polymerase II cis-regulatory region sequence-specific DNA binding; DNA-binding transcription factor activity, RNA polymerase II-specific. Gene Ontology annotation, biological process: regulation of transcription by RNA polymerase II. The record is from RefSeq and is a predicted model, not a curated record. The transcript has 12 exons. The coding region runs from base 1312 to 3630 and encodes 772 amino acids.